Colletotrichum godetiae is the source of this 1071-nucleotide messenger RNA. RefSeq lists its product as uncharacterized. Lineage: Eukaryota; Fungi; Ascomycota; Sordariomycetes; Glomerellales; Glomerellaceae. Gene Ontology annotation, biological process: methylation. The transcript has 2 exons. The record is from RefSeq and is a predicted model, not a curated record. The coding region runs from base 1 to 1071 and encodes 356 amino acids. Gene Ontology annotation, molecular function: methyltransferase activity.
AUGGAAGCUUCAACAGCCGAGCCCCAAGAGUGUCGUGAAUCCGACCAAGAUUGGGAGAGUCGGGGCAAGCUCAUCCAUGACUACCUCGAGAAGAACUCCCCACAGUUUGUCAAGGUCCGCGACUUGCGCAAGAAGGGAUGGGAGAACCCUGCAGGUGAUACUUUCUUCCAGAACCAGCGUCGCAUUGCCGAAAACCCCGACGAGCGGACUACCAUGAUUUUCUUCGACAUGAUGAAGAGAAUUGGCCAAGAGAUGCAGAAAAUUACGAGCGCCCUCAAAGUCAAAACUCCUAGAUGGGGCAAGACCCAGAUUCUUGACAUGGGCAUGGCGCCCGGCGGCUUCCUCGCGACGGCUAUGAAUCUCAACCCAGGUGCUCAGGCGAUGGGCUUCAGCCUUCCCGAGUCCGACGGGGGCCACAGGGUCAUAAUAUCGCACAGUCUCGACAUCGAUCGCAGAGACGUCGACAUUACCAUGCUCGCUGCGGAUAUGGGCGUCAAAGACAUUCCCGCCGACCAUCCCGACUUCGCCAAGUUUCUCCCUCGCCAAUUCACGCCCGACCAGCGAUUCGAUCUCGUCAUCUGCGGUGGAACAAAGGUCAACAAGCAAGAGCGUGCCUCCUAUCGACACGAACGCGAGCCUCAGCGACUGGGCGCCAGCCAGCUAGCGCUCGGCCUCGAGAGACUUAGACCUGGCGGGACCAUGGUUGUUCUCUUCCACAAGAUGGAGGCUUGGGGCACCGUGCGUGAGCUCUACAGAUUUUCUCAGUUCUCCGAGCUUAAGGCGUUCAAGCCGAUGUCCGGUCACAACAAACGCUCCUCAUUCUACAUGAUUGUUACGAGAGUCCAGAGCAAGAGCUCCCUGGCCCUCCAGGCUAUUCAACGCUGGAAAGACAUUUGGCAAGCUGCCACCUUCGGAUCCGAAGAGGAUUUUCACGAGACCAGACGCAAGAACUCACCUGACGUUAAGGAGGUACUCGAUGAGUUUGGUGAUCAGCUUGUGAAAAAGGGCAACAGAGUUUGGCAGAUUCAGGCACAGGCUCUCGAGAAGGCUCCCUUCGUUCAGAGCAAGUAA